Molecule: messenger RNA, 4678 nt
Organism: Oncorhynchus nerka (sockeye salmon)
Lineage: Eukaryota; Metazoa; Chordata; Actinopteri; Salmoniformes; Salmonidae
Product: WW domain-binding protein 2-like
Exons: 7
Coding region: 2385-3197 (270 amino acids)
Biological process (GO): positive regulation of DNA-templated transcription
Cellular component (GO): nucleus
Molecular function (GO): transcription coactivator activity; chromatin DNA binding
Source: RefSeq, a predicted model, not a curated record
UUUAGCUAGCUUAUUCGUACUAGCGUAGUGCUUUUCAGUCAACGUGAGCAAGUUAGCCGUAUACGUUCCGUUAGCUAACUGUGUGCAUAUAGCUAGCUAUGUAGUCUGUAGCUUAUAUUUUUGUGUAGUUUACCAGCUAGCCAUUCAAUGUUUUGUAGUUACUGUAGCGUUGGCAUUGCGUAUUAUUUCAGGCACCAAGCUAACAGAUCUUGCCUUUGUGUCUUGUCAACACUUGGCCGGGACUCUUGUUUACCAUAAUGGUCAUCUUGUGUUGACUGCCGAUCACGUCAACUCAUCGGGUGAGGUUGAGCUAAGUUAGCCCCUACAAAGUUGCAAAAUAUAGCUAAAUAACUAACUAGUUAGCAAAGGAUAGCCUGCUCUGGCAAAUAGUGUAGCUCUUUUCCCGAACAUAGCCAACGUUACGUAUCUGUCAUGCGGGUCUGGGGGUUAACAGGUAAGAUGUUAUAACUAGCCUCCUAGCCAGUCACCAGUGUUGGAAAAACGACCCAAUUGUCAUACUUUCGUAAAAGUAAAGAUACCUUAAUGUACCGAACAAAAAUAUAAACGCUACAUGUGAAGUGUUGGUCCCAUGUUUCAUAAGCUGAAAUAAAAUAUCCCACUAUUUUUCCAUACGCACCAAAAGUUUAUUUCUGUCAAAUGUUGUGCCCAAAUUUGUUUACAUCCCUGUUAGUGAAUGUGUCUCCGUUGUUAAGAUAGUCCAUACACCUGACAGGGGUGGCAUCUCAAGAAGCUGAUUAAACAGCAUGAUCAUUACACAGCUGAAACUUGUUCUGGGGACAAUAAAAGGCCUCUCUAAAAUGUGCAGUUUUGUCACACAACACAAUGCCACAGAUGUCUCAAGUUUUCAGGGAACCCAGGACCUCCGCACCUGGCUUCUUCACCUGUGGGAUCAUCUGAGACCCACCACCUAGACAGCUGAUGGAGCCAAGGAAUAUUUCUGUCUGUAAUAAAGCCCUUUUUGUGGGGAAAAACACAUUCUGAUUGGCUGAUUAGCCAAGUGGGUGGGCCUAUGCCCUCCCAGGCCCACCCAUGGCUGCACUCCUGCCCAGUCAUGUGAAAUGCCUAGAUUAGGGACUAAUUCAUUUAUUUCACUUUACUGAUUUCCUUAUAUGAACUGUAACUCAGUAAAAUUGUUGCAUAUUUUAUUUUUGUUCAGUAUAGAAAAUGACUAGUUAAAGUCACCUAGUGUAGUAAUACAUGUGUAAAAGUAUUUUGUUUUAAAUAUACUUAAGUAUUAAAAGUAUAAAUCAUUUCAAAUCCCUUUUUAUAUUAAGCAAUCUAGACAGCACCAUUUUCUUAUUUAAAUUUAAUUUACGAUAGCCAGGGGCACACGAAGCAUGUGUGUUUUUAGUGAGUCAGCCAGAUCGGAGGCAGUAGGGUUGACCAGUGAUGUUCUCUUGAUAAUUGUGUGAAUUGGAACAUUUUCCUGUCCUGCUAACCCUACGAAAUGUACUUUUGGGUGUCAGGGAAAAUAAGGUACUUUAUUUUCUUUAGGAAUGUAGUGAAAUAAAGUUUAAAUAGUGAAGUACAGAUACACCCCUCCUUAAAAAAUAAAUAUAUAUAUAAUCACUUUUUUAAAUAUAUUUUUUUAACACCACUGCCAGCCACGAGUGUCAUCAGGCCCAAGCCUAUUAUACCUUACUAGGUCUUUACUGAAGAGAAGCAAUGGAUCCCUUUAGGUAACUGACCAACUUAGACAGUUGCACAAUGGCCCCUAAUCUCAUAAUCUUGCUCUUUACUGCAGAGAUGCAAUGGGUCACUUUAGGUAACUGACCAACUUGAACCCCUUUUAGGUAACUGACCAACUUGGACCCCUUUUAGGUAACUGACCAACUUGAACCCCUUUUAGGUAACUGACCAACUUGGACCCCUUUUAGGUAACUGACCAACUUGGACCCCUUUUAGGUAACUGACCAACUUGGACCCCUUUUAGGUAACUGACCAACUUGGACCCCUUUUAGGUAACUGACCAACUUGGACCCCUUUUAGGUAACUGACCAGCUUGGACCCCUUUUAGGUAACUGACCAACGUGGACCCCUUUUAGGUAACUGACCAACGUGGACCCCUUUUAGGUAACUGACCAGCUUGGACCCCUUUUAGGUAACUGACCAACUUGGACCCCUUUUAGGUAACUGUCCAACUUGGACCCCUUUUAGGUAACUGACCAACUUGGACCCCUUUUAGGUAACUGACCAACUUGGACCCCUUUUAGGUAACUGACCAGCUUGGACCCCUUUUAGGUAACUGACCAACUUGGACAGUUACACAAUGCCCCCUAAUCUCUUAAACCUGUUUAAAAAAAAAAAAAAUAUAUAUAUAUAUAUAUAUAUAUAUUUUUAGCUCCAUGUGGUUAUGAAAAAGGAUGAGUGUCAUGUUGAUUUUAGAUAAAGUAAUAAUGAAUUGGCUUGCAACAUCAACCUUUAUAUGUUGGCAAAUAUGUGUCAUCAGUGUGUUGAUGAGCUAUGAGAAUGUGGAGCUGGUGUUCUGUGAAGCAGAGUGCCUGCCUGGUGCCUUCAGGAAGAGUAAGAAGGGGAGUAUCUUCCUGACCCCCUACAGGGUGAUAUUUGUGGCGAAGGGGGGUCGUGAUGCUCUGCAGUCCUUCAUGAUGCCUUUCUACCUGAUGAAGGGCUGUGAGGUCAAACAGCCUGUCCUGGGGGCCAACUACAUCAAAGGCACAGUCAGCGCAGAGCCCGGAGGGGGCUGGGAGGGCUGUGCCACCUUUAAGAUGGUGUUUGCUGCAGGAGGAGCCAUAGAGUUUGGACAGUACAUGUUACAGGUCGCUGCACAAGCGUCCAGAGGGCAGCCUGUGAGUGGUGGCUUUGGGGGUUGUCCCUACAUGGGCAACGGGGCCUAUGCUUACCCUCCUCCCCCAGCCAAUGGGUACCCGGCGGGACCCCCACCCGGGUACUCUUACCCCAACCCCCCUCCACAAGGUGUAUUCUACCCCAACCCACCAGCGUUUGAUGGUCCUGCGGCCUACAUGCCCCCUCCUCCCUACUCCGCCCCCUUGGGGCAGCAGGCCCCCCAGGACCCUGCCCUGCCUUCCACACCUGCAGCGGAGGCAAAGGCAGCAGAGGCAGCAACCAGUGGCAGCUGUUCCACACUUCCUCCCACCUACUUGCCACAGGACAACCCACCCCCCUACUCCCCUACUGAAGACAAGAAGAGCCAGUAGAGAGCCUGUAUCUCAGCUCCCACCCCUCCUUCACACAGCCUGUACCACCACCCCAUCUCUCUAUCCCUAUGAUGUCUUUGUUCCUCCUUUCUCUUCCACCAACCCCUCCUUUUGGUCUAUAUCCUCUCGGUCUACCUUGCUCCGUUUUUAAGUCACUCCACCCCCCCCUCUCCUCCCCUCCUCUGGCCAGUCUCUUAACUCACAACCAGCUAGCUAUGUCAGCUCCUCUUCCCAGCUCAUGUACAGGCAGUUACCUUCUGAGUUCCACUAAACAGUUCUCUGCACCUGACUUUAACUAAACAGUGUUACUUACAGCUUUUCUAAUGGUUGAUGAUAUGAUUGUAGCUUGUUUGAGCCAAAGAUGUCAGGAAAAUGGGGAAUAUUAGGUUAAGACGGAGGUGUUUUUGACUGAGGUUUAGUAGUAUUCUUGGGUACCUGCCUUUUCUGCAUUGCCAAACACUACAUUUUCUUGCCAGAUCAGACAACGGCAAGUUGGCUGAAGCAGAAACGGACAGACAUGCAGGCUCAAGGUUUAGCAGGUCGUUUUGGUGAGAACCUGGUUUAUUUCAGAAGACCGUUGAUGACUAAUUGAACAGGACUGUGAUUUCUCAGCUUUCCAGGGGCUAGCGAAAGGCUGUAUAUUGUUGAUUUAAUUUAUUAUUUCUCUGUACAGGCUUUUAAUGUGACAACUUUUAAUGAGAGGAUAGCAGUAGAUCAUUGGACCAGGUCUUUGUUGAAAAUUUACAUAUCUGAAAUAACACCCUUCUAUAAAGGGAAUAUAGUGUAAUUUGAGACUUUCCCGUUGUGUUGAUAGGAACCAAAAUGUCCGGUAUAGUGGACAGCUAUCUAGAACACUAAGAAUCCCUGAUCCUAUUUGAACUAUCAAACUACAUGGAAAGAUGAUCUUAGCUAUCUGCGACUACUGCUACUUCCUGUGUGUGUGUGUAUAUAGAGCAGUUGCCCUAUGAUGUCAUGUCCUGUGUCACUCUGAACAUUCUAGAACUUACUCACCCACCACAUCACAUCAAGGAAAUGAAACAAAUGAAAUAGUUCCUUGCAUCACAUCACUCUGCAGUGUUCUGGACUAACAGAUUAGAUCAAUAGUCACAUCUCUCACAUCUAACUACACUGAUGGCUAUCAACUUCUCUUGUGGUGUGUCCUUCACUGACAUGUUUGAGGUCAGUCUCCUGAAUCUGAUCUGAGCACCUUAAUAUUUGGGCAUCUCUCUUUCUCUCUGGCACAAUGCAGCUGGAAGAUUCUUUGCACUUUCAGAAUGCUAUGCAUCGGGCCUCUUUGCGCCUGCCAUGGCUAUGUGUAUAGUAAAAAAAAGUCAGAUAUGGCUAUAUUUAUUUCAAGUUCCCACUAAUUUAUUGAUUAAUUCAUUUGAAAUGGUCAAAUAUAUUAUUAAAAAGACCAAAGCAUGGGCUCAAUUGUAACUAAUAUGGAUUGAAUUUUUAUUAAACUGAUCUUGUGAUGUGAA